AUGAGACGAAAAAAAUUGACAAAGGACAAUUAUGUCCCAACCUCGUUGGAUGAUAAUUCCAACGAGGAACAACAACCACAACAACCACAACAACAACAACAACAACAACAACCACAACCACAACAACCAUCACCACCAUCACCACCACCACCACCACCACCACAACAACAACAACAAGAACAAAAACAAGAAGAUGGGGUUACGGAGGCUGAGGCCCUUCGUCCGGUGCUUGUGAAUCCUGACCCAGAAGCCCAAUUUCAAGCCGAGCUUGAUAAUUGGGCUCAGGGUUUACAGGCACAACUUACGGACGUUGUGGCCAAUACUGCUGAUGAUGUAUUGGAUCUCGUAGCAAUUAUCGAUGAUCCAAGAUGGCGAGUCGUUACUUUCCGUUUUCGACUCCCAUCCCCCAUCAGUAUGCCACCCAGUCCUCGUCCUUAG
Molecule: messenger RNA, 438 nt
Organism: Mucor mucedo
Lineage: Eukaryota; Fungi; Mucoromycota; Mucoromycetes; Mucorales; Mucoraceae
Exons: 4
Coding region: 1-438 (145 amino acids)
Source: RefSeq, a predicted model, not a curated record